UGACCCCCACCUGCCCCUCUCGGUGCUCAUCAGGACCAGAGUGCGGCCUCUCCACCCUCUAAGGUAUUUUCAGGGCAGCCCAGGAGGAAUUCCGCUGAAUAUUCCGGACCUGCUUCGCCCCGAUGGCUGCUGCAGGAUCUUGCUACCCUGAGGAGCUGUGGGCCCCUCACCACCCUUGGGUCCCCUGGAGAGCGGCACCCGAAGGGGAUGACACGGUCUCGGAGGCUUCCCACUUACUGAGAGGAGCCCGAAUCCUGGCCAGGAGGGAAACGGACGGCUAUUUUUACCCAGGCCACAUAAUCCGAGAAGUGGAGGGCUCCCGGGGUUGUUUCCUCGUGGAGUUUGCGAGAAGCCGGUCGCCGAAGAGCCGAGCCCGUCCGCGCAUCCAGGCGACCCCUUUCUAUGACAUCGUCCACUACGAGGACGCCCGGCGUCGACGGCUGAUCCCGGGGGACAGGGUCCUGGCCCCGUGGGAGGCCGGAGCCGAGAGAUACGGUCCCGGGAUGGUGCUCCGGGCGGCAGAGGACCAGGCCGCCCCUGAAGCCUCCGCACGCCGAGGGAUAUUGGUCAAUUUCUGGUCAGGCCGGACCCGGGAAGUGGCCCCGGACGUGGCCCUGAAGAUCCCUCGGCCCUGGAGCGAACGCAUCCUCCUCGAGCUCCAGAUGUCUCCAGCUGCCAGGCGCCAGGUGGUGGAAUCCAGUCCGGAUUAUCCCUUUCUAGUGGCCCCGGGCUACCGGGCCUCAGGAGGCCCCGGGCUCGGCCCGUUCGGCCUGUGCUGCCGGUGGUGGUGGCCUCCGUGGGACAGUCCCGGCCCUCGGUGGCUCCGUGCCGGGUGGCCGGAUGACCACGGCCCUGAGGGUGGGCAACUGGCAAACGCCCGGGGACCACCAAAGCCGAGAAGCAGCGUGGCCUAG
Messenger RNA from Tachyglossus aculeatus (Australian echidna), 914 nucleotides. It is a transcript of the gene C10H11orf16, whose product is annotated as chromosome 10 C11orf16 homolog. The record is from RefSeq and is a predicted model, not a curated record. Lineage: Eukaryota; Metazoa; Chordata; Mammalia; Monotremata; Tachyglossidae.